Molecule: messenger RNA, 2434 nt
Organism: Nylanderia fulva
Lineage: Eukaryota; Metazoa; Arthropoda; Insecta; Hymenoptera; Formicidae
Source: RefSeq, a predicted model, not a curated record
AUAAAACAGUCGUCCAGUCGGCGUAGAGGGAAAAAUGCCGCUUUGUAUUUAUCCUGUCAACGCUGCUGGGGUUUCAAAACACGUCCGUCCGCCACUGACAACCACCAGGACACAGACACAUGACGUGGCGGACACUGUGACAAGUGGAGUCUCAAUCGUUCCGCGCCGCAAACAAAUCGCUGUGAAAAACGUCACGCGCGACAUGCGUUUCGAGUCUUUCUAAUUGUCGCGGAGACAUCGUGAUCGUUCGCUGGAGAUUACGCGAAGGAUAUGGAUCCAGAAAAUGUGGGCAAGGAGGCUAUUCUAAAAGUGACAGAUUGGUUACGUGGAAUUUGGGAAAUGAGACGGCGUGCCGGUGGACCAGUUCAACAAUGGAUUGAUGCAAUACCAAUGCCUACAAAAUCGGACCUCACAAACGAAUGCCAAGAGCAUAACCCAAGUAAACCAUUAACACCAACAGAGCCUAAAAACAUUCUUCCUAAGGGUUCAAAGCUUCCAAGCAUGACUGUAUCAGCGCCUAUUAAUGCUAAUUCAUCAACAAUGAAUACACCAAUACUUCCAAGUUCGCUUCCUCAUUAUAGACUGGCACGUGACGCAAGCUUUCAAUCGGAUAGCAGUCACUGUAGUAGCAUUGAAAGUUUACUUGAAUUACGAAAAGCGGAUCCGACAGCAAUUUUGCUCGAUCUUGGUUUUGGCGGUUGCGCAACCAGUCCGGAGACCGAUCCAGUCUCUCGCAUUCCUAAAAGGUUCCUUCAACCAUCUACGUUACAAGGCAUUGCUAUAAAUGACUUUCUUAAGCAACAACAAGAGUCUAGUGAAUCUUUUGAUUCAGUCUUAGGAUAUAGAGGCCUAACAGGAUCACCCUAUGUAGCUCCAUCAGAAAUUGUGCAAAAAAUUAUGGAACGUUUGCGAGAAAACGAAAGCCAUGAAGUGGAUACAAAUUCAUAUAAUUAUGAGUCAUACAGUCCAUUACAUCAAAAUCCUGCAAGACUUUCUGUGCUGUCUCCUGAUAACAGGCAGUUCUUGGAACAGCCACGUUCCAAGAGUCCUGAUAUGCGCAACAAACGUAUGAUUAUAGGACAAAAAUCGUUUGCUUUCGGAUGCGACGGAAAUUUAAUUGAAAUACCUUCUAAUGAUACAAAUCUUGCGUCCAAUGACACAAUAGAUAGUGAUAAUAGUUUAUUGGAUGUUAGUGAAUCUCCCAUAGAAUUAAAACAAUCAUCUUUAGAAGAAAGUAUAACGUUCGAACAUCGGUAUUUUUCGAAAAAUGACAAGAAACUGACAAAACAAUUAUCAUUUGAUGAUACUAUCGAUUUUCCAACAGUAGAUGACCAAUUAUUAAAAGACAAUCGGGAGAUCGCGAAUAGCUUGAAUAUUGCUCAAGAUGGCACAAAUGUAGAUAAUAACAAGCAGGAAGAUAAUCUAUUCGAUACAACUCCUAAAUGUGGAAAACAUGAAUUUCUUGAUGUUCGAAGAGCUAGCGACGGAUCGUAUGAUAUUUCUUUGGAAAAAAAAGUAUUUGAAGGAAAACGAAGAUUUAGCGAUGGCACGAUGUGCCCUAUUGAAAGCCAAAGUUCGAAAUGCACGUUAAUACAGAAGAGAAGAAGUUAAAGACAGUCCAGAGUAUGUGAUACAACUGCAAUCCAUCAUUGUGAAUCUAUUCAGUCUAGUGUACCAAAUGCGAUAUUUGAAUGUAACAUAGGCAAUGAAGAGGAAGCAUCUGAUGACGUAACUAACAGUACACAUCAACUAAAAACGCUGAAAACAUUUGAGUCGACCGAAGAUGAAGAUCUACAACUAAAAGAUACGGAAUUAUUUAGAAAACCUAAUGAUAUACCUUCAGUAGCGAAUAUUAGUGAAGCUAUCAACAAACUAGAACGCUUAGAAUCUACAGAAUCAAAUGCGGCAUCGAGUGUUUCUUGUAUGCAAGAUAAUCCAACUUGUAGCAAAGGUAAGAUUUGUGUAGACUGUAAGCGAGGUAAGAACUGUUCGGAUUGUUGCCAUCAUGUCGACAAACGGAAAUAUUGGAAGAAGAUGAAAAAAAUUAUGCGAGAAAAUAAAAAAUUAGAGGAUAUGCUAGCAAAAAGUAGGAGAGAAGUGGCGGAAAUUCGUGAUAUGCUAAGUAGCGUUUUAUCAGUCAGAAUGGAACUAGGAUUUUAAAUAGAUUAUUAAACUUUCCACUUGCUGUUGUUUGAUAAAAAAGAAAAAUGAUUAGCUGUGUAGUUAUAUGACCUUGUGAUAUAGUUAAAUAUGUGUGUAUCAGGGUAAAGAAUUGAUACUUCAUAAAGUAGAAUUUUAAUAUUUUGUGAAUCUAUAUAUUCUUCUACUUUAAAAAUCUUAAAUAUUUUCGACGCUCACAUUUUAUAAGACACUAUUAACAGAUAUUUCUAUAAUAUGUAUGCAUAAAAUAAUCACUUUUUAAAUACCUAUUUUU